Messenger RNA from Morus notabilis, 1265 nucleotides. RefSeq names its product GDSL esterase/lipase 1. The record is from RefSeq and is a predicted model, not a curated record. The coding region runs from base 48 to 1193 and encodes 381 amino acids. The transcript is spliced from 5 exons. Gene Ontology annotation, molecular function: hydrolase activity, acting on ester bonds. NCBI's taxonomy places the organism in Eukaryota, Viridiplantae, Streptophyta, Magnoliopsida, Rosales, Moraceae.
UGCAUCCACACAAUAAGAUAAGAGAGCUCAGCAAGGAAACACUAACGAUGAGAGCCAGAAUGUUCUCGUGGGCUGUUUUUGCAGCCCUUUUGCUUAAUAUUGUACUACUGAUCAACACCGCAAGUGGCUGCCGGGACAACUUGCUUCCGCCAAAACACUCGGCCUUGUUCGUCUUCGGCGAUUCGCUAUUCGAUUCCGGCAACAACAAUUACUUCGAUACUCUCCUUAGAUUCAAAGCUAACUUCUCUCCGUACGGAAAAACCUUUUUUGGUUAUCCCACAGGGAGGGCUACCGAUGGCCGAAUAAUCCCUGAUUUCAUUAGUGAGUAUGCAGGAUUGCCACUGAUUCCACCAUAUUUACAACCUGGUCAAAAGUGGGAGUAUGGCGUAAACUUUGCGUCUAUUGGGGGCGGUGUUCUAGAUGACACUCAUCCAGGUUACGUUAUAAACCUCAGAGACCAGUUGAGAAAUUUCAUGAACGUUGAGCAGCAUUUGAGGGAAAAGCUAGGUGAUGAAGAAGCCAAGGCACUGUUGUCCUCGGCUGUUUACUUAUUUAACAUUGGAAGCAACGAUUAUUUUGCUCCCUUCCAAGAAAACUCAAGGUUCUUCCGGUCACAACACGUUCAAAAAGAAUACAUCGGCAGGCUCAUUGGCAAUUUGACAAACGCUAUCCAAGAAAUAUACAACAAAGGAGGAAGAAAAUUUGCGUUUCUAGGCUUGUCGCCAAUAGGCUGUCUUCCUUGGGUUAGGGCAUUUGAUCCGCCGAGAACAAAUGGCUGCGCGCAAGAACUCGUGGAAAUUGCGAAGCAACACAACAUUGCACUGUCUCAACUUCUCCAAAAGCUAGAGAACCAUCUCAAAGAUUUCAAACACUCAACUCACGACUUCUUCACUUCUUUUAGUGACAGAUCUAACAACCCACGAAAAUACGGUUUCACGGCCGGGAAAAUGGCAUGUUGUGGUUCUGGUAUCUACAGAGGCCUUCCAACUUGUGGAAAAGUCAUGAAUGGCUAUGAUUUAUGUGAGAAUCCACGUGAAUUUCUCUUCUUUGACUCUGGUCACGCCACUGAGAAAGCCAACGAGCAAUUUGCAAAGUUGCUUUGGAGUGGAGACUCGGAUGUUACGUGGCCUUACAAUCUUAAAUCAUUAUUUGAAAUUGAUAAUAAAUGUAGAUCUAAUGUUAGCACCGAAUAGUAGUGUCAUCAAUGCUAUUAAUUGCAAAAAAUAUUGUUUCAUGCGCAUGUAACUGAAAAAAAAAAAAAAAAG